UUAUUAAAAUUAGAUUUUAUGCUCAACAAACGAAUUAUCAUGGAAAAUAUUUGGUACAGGUUGUAGGUAAUAAUGUUGGCUAACUCCGGGACCAAAUAUUUUUCGCGGAAACUACGACAUUUUUGAAAUAUUUGAAAAUAUAUUGAAAUCUCCAUACAUUUUCAAUGACCGAAAACUCCUGGUUUGACUUUUCAUGCUCUUGCAUUUCUAUAUACAUGGGAUCCAUUUCCUGAUGAAUAUACAUGGAUUUUUGUUAGCUUAAGUGUCAGAACACGCGUUUGUUUGUUUUUAUUUUUCGACUGGCUUAGGAACGUUGGUUUUUUUAUUCUGAACACUAAGCUCCUCCGCAAAGCAGGUUUUUUUCUCGACGUGCCUGAAAGAUGCAAGCAACCGGAUUGACCGGCAGUGAAGGCCCGCAGGACGGCGAUUGGGAAAGAUGCCAUCCGGAAGCCUCUUCGCCGCUGCAAGUAGAGGCGGUGUACGUGUCGGAAUCAGAUUGGUACCUGCCGGACCCGCCGGAGCCAGAGUGCGGAACUAGCAGAGGAAAAACUCCCAUGGUUUUGGUGCAGAGGCUGCCAUCCUCUGUAGUCCGGAGGUACAUCAAUGAGAGCAACGCGCAUAUAUUCGCAUCUACAGCUUUUGGUUCAGCUCCUGCGUCAUAUGAUGAACAAACGAUACAAACAGCAAACGGAAAGAAGACGUUGAAGCGAUUACAAGAGGAGGCGACACAGCUGAAGUUACCUACAAAAGGAACAAAGGCCCAACUAGAAAAACGAUUAAAAAUAUACAGAGAAAAUGAUCUGAACCGAAGCCUUGUCGAAACUGCUAUGACUGUCUUGCCUCUGGAUGCUACAGAGUUUCGCGAUGUGCCACCUUACUGGGCCUUGCGUGACAUUUCGGUUGCUAAUAUCACCUGGCUGUCUGCAGUUGCCGUUUUCAACUACUUUCAAGAUAGAAAUGCUAUGAAUAGUUACAAAAACGGAAGAACGCUAUUAAAGGAUUGCUUCCUAAAACAUGUAUCGUAUGGACGGGUAAUGAUUUUAAUGAAGCUUUACUAA
Aedes aegypti (yellow fever mosquito) is the source of this 1058-nucleotide messenger RNA. RefSeq lists its product as uncharacterized. The transcript is spliced from 4 exons. The record is from RefSeq and is a predicted model, not a curated record. NCBI's taxonomy places the organism in Eukaryota, Metazoa, Arthropoda, Insecta, Diptera, Culicidae. The coding region runs from base 381 to 1058 and encodes 225 amino acids.